Molecule: messenger RNA, 1038 nt
Organism: Maniola jurtina (meadow brown)
Lineage: Eukaryota; Metazoa; Arthropoda; Insecta; Lepidoptera; Nymphalidae
Exons: 6
Coding region: 246-782 (178 amino acids)
Source: RefSeq, a predicted model, not a curated record
CCAGAUGAUCUCUGGCGGUUCGACGUGAGAGACUGCCGCGCGCCUCACGGAAUACGUGCCGAUUUCCUUACAUCCGCGACACCCAAAGUUUAAAAAAAAGGAGUGAAACAAACUGUGAUACAAGUGUAGUGCAUCUUUGUGGUUCAGACUAUCAGGAACCAUGAGGAGGUGAAAAUUCAAGGAACAUCGGCAUCGAGGACAUUGAUUUACUAAGAAGAAGACAGUGAUUCACACAAAAGAGCAAAAUGAAGCGUUUACAAAAGUGCUGUUGUUGUGCCUCAACGCGGACGGGUACUCUCAUCACCGCGACUCUUGGAAUCUUCUUGUCCAUUGCGACCAUCAUCACGAUAUGGGUGGCUGACAAGCAUUAUGUUUCCUACAGGACGUUCAUCUUCGCGGAUGACUUUGACAAGAAGCUGGCUGAUAUGGACAUUCCGAGAAUAUUUCUGACAGUCAACUUAUGCUUUACAAUUUUGAUAUGUGGACUUCUCAUCAUUGCAGUAUUGAAGGUUUCGUUUUCGAGACGGUCCUGGCUGAUGCUGCCCUGGGUGGUGCUGGGCAUUGUGCUGGCGAUCGGGUUGCUGAUCAGCAUUCUGCAUACCUCGAUCACGUAUUACCUCGAUGGUCAGGAACACGCUAUUCUGGCUACGCUUAUACUCAUCGGUGGACUUAUUUACUUGUGCAUAUACCUCUACCUCUGGGCAGUUGUAUUCAGCCAUUACUUGGAUAUCCGCGACGAAGAAGAAAGGGGCAGAUAUCGAAAAGCUCCUUACAAACGAUAAAAGCUUCUCUUCCCAGUCAUUAAUGUUAUUAAUAUAUCUAGAACUAAAGAAGUGCCUUUUAUGCAGUGAUUGUAUGUAUAAGGAUAUACCUACCUAGUACCUACCACAUAUUGAGUUUAUUUUUUUCUACGAGCAUCUAGUACCUAAUAAAAAUACAAAACGCAAACUUUAAUGCAGCUAUAUAAUAACUAAAGAAGAAUUGGGCACUAUGGGCACAUGAGUAGAUAUUGUAUAGUCGAGUAAAGUAGGUACCUCA